This is a messenger RNA of Closterium sp. NIES-65, 1308 nucleotides long. The record is from the annotation of a GenBank genome assembly. NCBI's taxonomy places the organism in Eukaryota, Viridiplantae, Streptophyta, Zygnematophyceae, Desmidiales, Closteriaceae.
AUGGACGUGGACGUGGACGUGGACGUGGACGUGGACGUGGACGUGGACGUGGACAUGGACGUGGACGUGGACGUGGACGUGGACGUGGACAUGGACGUGAGUGACGUGGACUUGACGUGGACGUGGACGUGGACGUGGACAUGGACGUGGACGUGGACGUGGGACGUGGACGUGGAGGACUUGGACGUGGACGUGGACGUGGACGUGGACGGACGUGGACGUGGCGUGGACGUGGACGUGGCGUGGACGUGGACGUGGACGUGGACUGAGACGUGGACGUGGAGGACGUGGACGUGGACUGGACGUGGACGUGGACGUGGACGUGACGUGGACGUGGACGUGGACGUGGACGUGGACGUGGACGUGGACGUGGACGUGGACGUGCGUGGACGUGGACGUGGACGUGGACAUGGACGUGGACGUGGACGUGGACGUGGACGUGGACGUGGACGUGGACGUGGACGUGGACGUGGACGUGGAUGGACGUGGACGUGGACGUGGACGUGGACGUGGACGUGGACGUGGACGUGGACGUGGACGUGGACGUGGACGUGGACGUGGACGUGGACGUGGACGUGGACGUGGACAUGGACGUGGACGUGGACGUGGACAUGGACGUGGACAUGGACGUGGACGUGGACGGGACGUGGACGGUGGACGUGGACGUGGACGUGGAGGACGUGGACGUGGACGUGGACGUGGGACGUGGACGUGGACGUGGACGUGGACGUGGACGUGGACGUGGACGUGGACGUGGACGUGGACGUGGACGUGGACGUGGACGUGGACGUGGACGUGGACGUGGACGUGGACGUGGACGUGGACGUGGACGUGGACGUGGACGUGGACGGACGUGGACGUGGACGUGGACGUGGACGUGGACGUGGACGGGACGUGGACGUGGACGUGGACGUGGACGUGGACGUGGACGUGGACGUGGACGUGGACGUGGACUGGACGUGGACGUGGACGUGGACGUGGAACGUGGACGUGGACAUGGACGUGGACGUGGACGUGGACGUGGACGUGGACGUGGACGUGGACGUGGACGUGGACGUGGACGUGGACGUGGACGUGGACGUGGACGUGGACGUGGACGUGGACGUGGACGUGGACGUGGACGUGGACGUGGACUGGACUGUGACGUGGACGUGGACGUGGACACGUGGACGUGGACGUGGACGUGGAACGGACGUGGACGUGGACGUGGACGUGGUGGACGUGGACGUGGACGUGGACGUGGACGUGGACGUGGACGUGGACGUGGACGUGGACGGGACAUGGACGUGGACGUGGACGUGGACGUGA